This is a messenger RNA of Pocillopora meandrina, 4033 nucleotides long. The record is from the annotation of a GenBank genome assembly. NCBI's taxonomy places the organism in Eukaryota, Metazoa, Cnidaria, Anthozoa, Scleractinia, Pocilloporidae.
CGAUCAGCUGACUUCCUUCCCUUGUAUAGUUUGUGUGCUUCUUUAUUUUAAUUGCAACAUCGCACGAUGAGAAACUUCAUGCCUCGAGCCGCCCGUAUGACACUUCAGAAAACGUGCCAGAAUGUUUACACGGAAGUGACGCCGUGUUUUGAAGCCUGAGCCUUGUCACGUACGCGUGCUGUUGCUCGAUAGGACAUACACAAAGCUAUUGCCUAAGCUUUAAAUCAUAAUUUAUCAACCUUCGCUGAAGGAUGUUGGAGCAUGCAAUCAGAAUGAAAGAGCGAGUUGGAUCAGCGAACAAGCUUCGGAAUUAUGAUACGGACGGCUACAUAAAGCGGGCCGGCUGCAUAUGCUUCAGAACAAACCAUGCAAAGGAAGUAAGUGAUUUUGUAUUACAACUUCACUAACUCAAUUCGUGAUACCUCAUCCUACCGAUGCGAAAUAAAGUGGAUGUACCAAAAAACAUCAUGAUCUUGACAACAGCUCUACAUUCUUCGGAACAGAGGUCAUUCUCUCCUUAAAUGGAGUUGAAAGGCCCAAAAUGUUUUAAAGGGUAAAACCGCUAGAGAUGGAGAACACAUCAUUGACAUGUUAAUUUUGCUAGAGUUAUUGCGACAUCUUGUAGAAUGCAAAUGCUGUAAAACCAUCCUUGCUGUUCAUAGAUUGUGAGCAAGAUGAUCGGAAUUGAGCGUUGGAAGCAAUCUCUUCCUUUGUAUUACGUUCAACUCUGUACGUAGGGCAUUGUUAGAACAUUCGAUCGUGCCGAAUAUAUUUGUUUACAGCCAGCAAAAUGUGUGUUUUCAACUAUUUUAAUCAACUUUUGAUAACUAACUCAAAGCCGUGCUCGAUGGUCUGCUUAACUUAAGGCAAACAAGUUCUUUAAUCACAAAAAUCAGCGCAAACGAAUCGAAAUAAUAUGUUUUGAUGAUGAUGACAAUGUUCUUCAAAAUGAUCGGGUUGAAAUAGCAAUCCUUCGUUUGACAGAUGCCAUGCUGAAGCGUGUAGCUUCCUAAUCUUGCUCUGCUGAGCACGGUCACGGUUUUGUUAAAGGGCAGCUGCAUUGUAUACAGGCUCUACAACAUUAAAGAGUAAUUUUUACUAAUCGAAUUUGCUCUCUCGGUUUUUUUUUGUUUUGGGGGGGGGUCAAAGUUUUUGACUUGAAUAGUUGAACUUUUAGCGAUUACAUGACAGUCUUAGUCACGUGUAUUGCUACUUUCUCCCUGCCACUCUUGGUGUUUCCAAUGGACCUGUGGAAGAGGGCAGGCUUUGUCUUAUCUCUCAGUACCCACUACAAUGCUUGGUCAAUUUACGAAUAGAUAGUGUUCAUUGAUAGAAGGCACUUUGAGAUCUUUUUUCUACCCUAACUUCUGUGCUGAGCGUACAGACGACCGAUUAGUGCGAUUCUCAACGUCGAAUUUUUCGUUGUGUCAGUCAUUUGAAGCCUUUCCACGUGGCUAAAAAGCUCGUUCUCCGAAACCUAAAGACGCACAGUAGGAGUUAAAUGGGUUUCUUGGUUACUCUACCAUCUCUGUCCUUACUGAUGAAAUUACGGAUCUCAGUUUUUUCUCAGUUUUUUCCCAGUUUUAUUUAUGGAAAUCAGCACGGUCCCCAGACUCCCCAUAUGGCCUGUAAAAAUUAUCUUCACCACAAAAAUCGUAGUUCAGUAAAAAAAAAUUGAAAAAAAAAUCCAACCAUAAAGAAGGAAGGAAGGUCGUUAGAGAUUUAGGAGAUUGCUAUUGAUUGGAACUUGAAUAGUUCUGGCUUAAUUAGGCCUAUAAAACGUUGCUGGGAAAAAAAGAAUUUCACAAGAUACAUAAACCAUAGACUUUAUGUUGUACUAAGAAUUACUGCGUUUGAUCAGUUCCUCCUCAAUGGGGUUUGAAUGUUCGCUCUUAGGCAUCGUUCUGUGCACACACCUUCAUCUUUGUCAUUAACCAUUGACCUGACGUGCACGUUUUGUUUUGAACAGAUUCUGUUGGUAACAAGCAACAAGUAUCCAGAUAAGUGGAUAGUGCCAGCGGGAGGAGUGGAAGCUGGAGAAAGAUUCCAAGAUGCAGCUGUUCGAGAGGUUUUUGAGGAAGUGAGUCGAUUGUGUUAAUGGUCCACUAUUAACCGAUCCAGGAAUUUUUUUGCUGCUGUGCGCACUUAUUGAUAUUUGCAAGGAUAAAAAACUGAAAUUUAUCGAUUGUUUAUUCAUGAUCUUACUGACGUCCAAACAGCCUGUGGUGGAAAUUGGCCUUCUACAUUGCAGAAGUCUUGCUUUGGCUAUCUAGUAUUGCGUGCGGUUUUGUAUCUUAAACGUUCGCCUCGCGUUUGGUUCGAAGAGACCUUCUCCAUAGGGAUCAGAUAAAUUAUCAUUUAUUAUUACGUGUAGCAUAAAUAGUACUCUUUCUUUAUUCCCUAAACGGGCAGUGUAACUUACUUUUAAUUUCAGGCUGGAGUGCGUGGAAAUAUUAUGCAUUGUCUUGGAGUGUUUCAGGUAUUUGAACUUCUGUAGACUCUUUACAGGUUAUAUUCUCUUUAAGUUAGUUUCCGUGAUACCCUCUUUCCAAAUUUGGUUAGAAAAGAAAAGUGGCACUUAGUAUGUCACUCUUGUUUUUUGAAAUCUGUCACUAAACUGUGCAAAGGUUAAAUGGCUGUUCUUUGCUGCAAAAGGUAACGAGACAAAACUUUGCCAGAUGUCAUUCUGACAUGAUAGAAUCAAGCAUGACGUGCUAAUUCCCUCAAUCAUCCGAUGGGAUGCGCACGUUUUCACUUCGUCACGGAAAUGGGAAAUCAGAUUUUGUCACGAAAACAUACCACUUUUAAGCAUUGCUAUUUUGUGCUCAUUGUCCACCAAAAAUUGUUGUUCUAAACUGUCUGAUUUACUGCAAAUUUCUAUAUCCUGACACUAGAAUGAAACAAGCAAGACAAGAACAAAGAUGUAUGUUCUGCAUGUAACAGAAGAGUGUGAUUACUGGGAUGACGCCGCAAAAGGUAUCUCUUGUUACGUUCUGACGUGGAUCUGCUGGAAACGUGCCGUAUAGGAAAACUAUGGGGAAGAGCCAUUUACCAAUGACACAUCACGAAACCUCAAAUGCCCAAAAAAAUUUGAGAUCUUUCUGAGAAGAAUAUCUUAUCUAGUUUGAUUUUCAAUCUGGUACCGUUUCUUCUUAAUCAGAAUGAAAAGUACUUGUCAAUAAGUGAGUUACGUCGAGGCAUUAAAAAGCAACCUAUAUCAGAAAAUAGGUUUUGGUUAGUCAUCGUGGUAGAUAACCCUUUCAAAAGAGAAAUGUAAUCGAUUGUCUCACGAUGUGAGAUGCUUUGGAUGUGGACGCGACGUUUCGACUGCAUACUGUUAGUACGCGUCACCUAUAUGCUGUAGUGCUUAGCUGUAUUGUUCAACCUGUUGUCUGAAAUUAAUUAUGCUUUGUUUUUCGCGUAUUUCAGGGCGAAGGAGAGGUUGGUUCUCAAUACGCAAGGCAUGGGAACUACUCUCUCACAGACCUUGUCAACAGUUGUACCUGCGUGAUGUUAUGAACAUCGAUGAACAAAAUCAGUGGCUCUAUGACUCACCGAUCCGGUUCUCUACGCCACUCGUCAUUAACGAAUCACGAAACAACCAAUCAAACGCUGAAGUUUCGCCGUAGCAUGUAAAGUAAAACCUUUAAAAAUACUCUUUUGGUAAUGAUCAUCACUGUCUUAGGCGUGAAAAGAGUUAUUUGGAAUCAAUCACUGGACUGGAUGUAAUUUAGUCGCGAACGGUUGCGAAAGAAUUGUGAAUACUUUCAUCAUUUAGUGAGGAUCGCUGGGAGGUCUUACACUAAUUUGGGUGUGAUUUUACUCCCAAGUGGUCGAGAAAUUAUUGUAUAUAGUUUGUUUCAUCAAUACUCUGAACAGAUCCUAAAUUACUCUGAAUCAAUCAUAAAUUAUUGUCGGGUAUAACGAUUGAAGGCAAAGGCGGAAGAAUUUUGUGCAUAAGCCGUUACAUUCCUUAAUAAACUUUAGGAAUCUUCACUUUGUUUCCUUGUUAUUCACUCGUUUUAAAAAUAAG